AUGGGCGGUGACCCUUUAGCUGUCUCUUUGGAUCAGCCGGGCGCCGCACCGCCGCCGCCGCCGCCAGGGGAGGUGGAGGGACAGCAGCGGACGAAGGUAAACCGGUUGAGUGCGACCGCAGGGGAUGCGGAGGAGACGAGAAGGAUUCUGGUGGAGAAGAGGCGCAUGACGGCGCCGGUGGGGGGCGACUUUGCCCCAGAAGUCAAAACAGACAACGCUGCAUGGGGUGGAGACAUGGCGUCCUCACAGCGUGCGGCAUUUUUGGCAGGGGUAAGGGUCUUAGAUUCCACGUCGGUAGAGCGAACUGCGGCGGGGUCGUCGUUUGGGGGGGCGUCGGUGCCGAACUCCACUCGCGAGUCGUCAAGCAGUGAAGGUAGAGACCGCAACCUCCACAGGGAAAGCAAAGAACAUGAGAGUUGCAGGGUGAAUGGCAGAGGCGGGGACGGGGUCAUCGCUAACGUUGCGGCAGAGCGGGAGCGGCACAUCUGCCACGAGGAUGCCGACGAGAGCAACAACAGGAGCAUAAACACUGGUAACAGCCGCAACGGCAACAACGGUGGAGCCACGAGUGCCCCGCCGCUGUCCUCAUCCUCGCGGCAGUUGACACCGAUAGCCCCUUUACGCCUGAAUGGUGGUAAUGCCAGCGAUGCCAAUGAUAACAACACCAAUAGCUGUAAUGAAAAGCAUGUCGGAAGCGCGGCGGCGCAGGUUGCCCCCUCUGCCUAUUCGUUACUUAGCCCAAUGGGGCGGGGGAGUUCAUUGAGACAAUGCUCACGCUCACAGGGCGAGGCAUCGCAGUCGACGCGUCGCGUCAUCGGGGAAGACUCCCAACUGCCGGCGGCGUGUACCACGUCGCUUGAAAAUAGGUUUCUGACACAGCCGGGAGAGUACCAGUUGACGAUGCCUCAAGUCCUGACGGUGCUCCCACCCAAGCUGGAGCAGGAGGAGAAUAGUGCGCGGCAGGAACAUUCCACCCGGGCGUCCCUCACCACUCCGGUGCAGCGGCAGAGGACCGGGCUGGAGGCGUCCCUUUUAGAAGCACAGCAGGUGAAACGGGUCUAUCCGCUUCCCGCCGCUGUCUCUGUGGAGGGCACCGCGCCGCCGACUCGGUUGCUGGACUACGAGAGGGAUGAGGAUAUGGUCUCCACAAAUAGUCCAGCGGCAGUACGGGCCAACUCGUUUUUGAAUGUGGUGGCGGGGGGCCCACUGAUCUCCAGACCCCUGGACAGCGAUCAAUCGUUGCGACGGAGGCAGCCGACCUCCACGACAUCGGGGCAGCCGAUGGCAACUACCAGCGACGGUCAGAGUAGCUCGCCGCCGCUACGGCGAAUUGCCUCUAUCAAGGGUCUUCCUGCAUUGUUGCAGAAUGGCCCCAAGGAAGUUGCGGUUGACGCCUACGGAUUAGAGCCGCAAGGGCGGACCUUGUCACAAGGAGCAAUGCCGUCGGUGUCAGCGCCAGAUUCAUUCCCGCGGAGGGGUGGUCUGCCGCAAGACGGGGAUUUGCUGUUGCCGAGGAGCGCCAGUAAGGUUGUCGACCCUGCCAACAGCGAUAGCUUCCCAUGCGGAAGCCCAUUUCGUGAGAACGUUCUUGCCAAUGGAGCGCACGCCGUCCGCGCUUUUUCAGGAGGCCCAGAAGACUCUAUCGGCGCCAGCGUGACUAUAUCCCUUCACGAAAGCGGCACAGAGGACGAUGAGGCGCCGGAGGGAGGUCCAGAGGAACGGGGCAUGCGUGGUGGCAGACAAGAGCUCACGAGCGAGCAGCAGUGGCUGCAGGUGCCGGCCCUGUUUUGCCUUGUUUUCAAUCUCAUCAGGCUGCAUGAGGCGGGGGUGUAUCAAUUAGAGGGAGAACGGGAGCGGGAGGUGAAUGAGAUGCUGGAGGACCCACACACAACAGUAGCGCCGCAUCAAGCUUCUUUCUCGUCAUCGGACUCGCUGCAGCACGUCUACAGGCAACUGUCGCACACGUUUUAUGAGGUAAAUGGUGUCCUGCUGAACCCAUACCUCACCUCCUGGUCUGACGCCAAUCUUCGCAGGUCGGUGGUGCAGGUUGCGAGGGACUGGGAAGUGAGUGGACCACGCAGUCAAGAUUUUGGGGCGUCCUCCCUGCGUUUGCUGGACAUAGUCUCCACGGACCGCACCGGAAAAGUGACGCCGACGUUGCUGUGUCGCGUGUGGGGCUUCAUUGGCACGUAUCGCCUUUCGCCACGCUUCAUCUGUGGCAUGCUUGUGACCGCAUUUGCCCUGCUGGUGGUGCUGGGGUUUCUUGUCAGCCUCGGAAGCGACUACCUUGUCGCGCGCGUCGUGUUGACAGUGGUGAUGGCCCUCGCAGUGUUGGUCUUAGCGGGUGCGGGUGCGCUCUUGUUCAGCCACAACGCCGUGGCGGACAAGGUGCGGGAUUUUUACUUUUUAGGGAUGCUGAACGACGUGGCGUACGUGAUGCGCGACCUUGACGUCAACGUGGGCGAGUACGAGAACGAAGACGAGGACGAAGCCCUGAACUCUGUCGUGCAGCGCACGAGUGCCACGGUCUCUGCCACGCGAAUUUCGUGGCACGAGAGCCUUGCGCACGACGCAACCCCCCUGCAGCUCGGGGAAAACGCAGCGCAGGAGGAGUGCAGCAUCGCCAGCGGCGGCAUCGCGAGGCACCCUUCCUUUUUGGUGGCAGAAGCGGCAAGCAACACCAGCGUCCCCGAUCCUCGACGUUUGGCUUUCGCAGGAGGCGGUUUAGCGAGGGAGAACUACGGCGUUGGAGGAGGCGAUUCACCCGGAACCCAGUCGCUGGGCGACGGCAGGGGCGGGACGAGUCGACAUAACCAUCUGCGGCAGCCCCAGCAGGGGCAGCACGGCUGCUUGGACGGGGGCCAAUUAUCUGGGGAUCGACGCCACGACCUCCCCGCCCCACGGCCUGAGGAGGCGAUGAAGGAGAUGAUGGUGUGCAAAACCAUUGAUCUAGACGCCCAGGCGGCGCAACCCCCUGCCGUGAAAAACGCGGGGCCCUUUCCACUAGGCCUCAACAUGGCGACGCCACAACAGGCGUCGCCGUCGUCGGGGGGUGCGGCAUCCAUCACGCCUACGUCGUCAGCUUCCCCCGCCCAGCUGCCGCUCUCGCUGCGGGUGAUGCGGGAUGGUCUCACGAACAGGGGCCUCGACGAGGUUGCCAUCACCGCGCUGGUGUACUGCCGUAGCAACACCCUCACGGUGGACAUGUUUGACAUGCUGUGGAGUUGCAACUUCCUCAUCCUUCAGCGCAAUACACUUGAGGCACUGGACGCGGCCUUUCAUCACGGAUUGGGGCGGUUUAAGGUGUUCCUGCUGCACGUGCCGGACCUGGACGAGGCGCAGCUGCGCACUGCCCUUGCCUGGUCCCAGAGGGAGCGUCGCGCGGUCUUCUUCUUUGCCUCUUUACCCGGCGCAAUGCCGCCAGAGGUGCCCUACGCGUUUAGGCUCAAGCUUCCCCUCACGGCGCGGGAGGUGGAGACCAUCCAGCUCUCCGGCAUUGGCGUGGAUGAGGAGAUAAACAUCAGUAGCGUGCUCCGUUUACCCAGGCAGUUUAAGAUGCCGCAGUACACGCUGGGCCGCCGCCUCGGUGGUGGGGCGUUCGGGAACGUGUUUGAGGUUGAAAUGGAGUCGAUGGGCGCGUGCUGUGCCGUGAAGCGCAUGUAUCUGCGCGGGGAUCGCGAGAAGGGGGCACACGGAGACGAUAGCCAACUGAAGGAGAUUGCGCGGGAGGUGGAAAUCAUGAGUUCACUGAGUCACCCCAACAUUGUGCGAUACUUUUUCUGCGAGCGUGACGGCAACUGUGUCUCGAUCUUCAUGGAGCUGUGCAGUGGGGGGUCGCUGAGCGAACUUAUUGUCUCCGGCGGGCUACGUCGGGCGGAGGUGAUAAAGCGCGUGCUGCACGACAUCAUCUCCGCCGUGGCGUACCUGCACGACAAACAUAUUCUGCACCGUGAUCUCAAACCAGAGAAUGUGCUCUUCUGCGGUGGCUGCGCCAAGGUGAGCGACUUUGGCACGGCCGUCUUCAAGCACGGGGACUUGACAAACGUGAAAGGGACAGUUGCGUAUAUGGCACCGGAGGUGCUGCUGGGGGAGACGUACGACAAGGCCUGUGAUGUGUGGUCGUUUGGCUGCAUUGCCGCGGACGCCCUCUCGGUGCCGCUUGUCAACCGCGCGCUUGGGCUGCCUGAGAUGUGUGAGCUGUACCGACGCAUGCCCCUUGACGCGACGCUGGAAUUUGAUUGCGACGAGCCCACCGUGCGUGGGUUUCUGGAGCUAUGCCUGAAGCGUGAUCCAACGAAGCGGUCCUCCGUGCAGGAGCUUCUUAAACACCCGAUGCUAAAGGAGGACAACGCUGCAGUACAUCGCUGGCUUGUGACGUGCGCGGAGCGGCGGGGCGGGCACCAGGCAGACAGCAUGUUACACGGCUGCAGCGACGCCCAGGACGGGUUGCGGAUUGGCUCGGCGAGCGUCGUUUCGCUGCUCUCGGCAGAUGUGCUGGGCCCACGCUGUUCGUCGUAG
Trypanosoma rangeli is the source of this 4518-nucleotide messenger RNA. RefSeq names its product putative protein kinase. Gene Ontology annotation, molecular function: ATP binding; protein kinase activity. NCBI's taxonomy places the organism in Eukaryota, Euglenozoa, Kinetoplastea, Trypanosomatida, Trypanosomatidae. The record is from RefSeq and is a predicted model, not a curated record. The transcript has a single exon. Gene Ontology annotation, biological process: protein phosphorylation. The coding region runs from base 1 to 4518 and encodes 1505 amino acids.